AUGGUGGAAGAGGAGAGCAGGCAGCCAAUCAGCAAGCAGCUGGACUCACACAGCUGCUGCUUGCACUAUGUUGGGAAGAUAGGAAAGUGAGAAAGGUAGGUGGAGAAAGGAGAAAUAGGCCUCGCCAAAGACUCCUGAGUAAGCUUAGAAGUCAUGGAAUGAGAGGAGAGGUCCUCUUGUGGACCAGGAAUUGGUUAAGUAGCAUAAAGUAGAGAGGAGGAAAAAAUGGCCAGCUCCCCGAAGGGAGAAAUGGAGAAGGUGAAGGCCCCAAAGGAUCAGUGUUGGGAUCUAUGCUUUCAAACGAUCUAGAGUAAGCAGUGAGGUGUAUGAAGUAUGUUGAUGUCAACCAAUUGUUCAGGGCCAGUAAAACAAAGAGAAAUUGUGACGUGCUCCAAACGGACCUCUCCGAAUCGAGUGAAUGGGUGGUAAAAUUGCAAAUGUAAUUCAGUGAAAACAAGUUGAUAGACACUGGGGUCAAAACCCCUUAGUUUCACAAACAGUGGUACCUCGGGUUACAUACGCUUCAGGUUACAUACACUUCAGGUUACAGACUCCACUAACCCAGAAAUAGUACCUCGGGUUAAGAACUUUGCUUCAGGAUGAGAACAGAAAUUGUGCUCCGGUGGUGCAGCAGAAGCAGGAGGCCCCAUUAGCUAAAGUGGUGCUUCAGGUUAAGAACGGACCUCCGGAACGAAUUAAGCACUUAACCUGAGGUACCACUGUAUGUGCUCAUGGGAUCUGAACGGGCAGUGGCUGACCGAGAAUGAAACCUUGGGGUUGUAGUAGAUAGACGGAUAAAGAUGUCAACUCAGUGUGCGGCAGCUGUGUAAAAGACAAAUUCCAUGCUAGGGAUCGUUAGGAAAGGAACUGAAAACAAAACUGCCAGGACUCAGGAGGAUCAUAAUGUCAUUAUACAAAUCUAUGGUGUGAAAGGACUUAGAGUACUGGGCACAAUUCUGGCCGCCACACCUCAAAAAUGGUGCUGUGGGGUUGGAAAAGGCUCAGAAAAGGGCAACCCAAAAUGAUCAAUGAGUGAAGGUUGCAGCAUUUGGGACUUUCUAAUUUAGAGAAAAGGUGAUUGAGUUGUGACAUGAUAGAAGUUCAUAAAAUUUUGCACGGCAUGGAGAAAGUGGAUAGAAAAAAGUUUUCCCCCUCCCUCUCUCAUAAUGCUAAAAGUCGUGGGCAUUUUAUUUUUUUUAAAUUUUGUGCUGCCCUUCAUUGAAGGAUCUCAGAGUGGUUCAUGGAAUAAAAUACAAGAUAAAACACAAUGAAGAAUUAAAGCAAAACAACACAACAAUCGCCCCUUCUCACAGAUACAUUUAAAAGGCUGCAGGAUAUUAUUAUUAUUUUAUUUGCAUUUCUGAUACAUUACGAUGCAAAAACAAAACAAAACCUGAAAAUAAUUACAUAUUACAUAUUCUAUUACAUUAAAAAAAAUAAUACAGUCAUUGUCAGACUUCCCUUCCUCUCAAUACAUGGUUCCUUUUAACUUCCACUUCCUCUCAUGUCUUCUUAGUUUCCCCAGUCUUUCUCUGCUCUUCCCAUUAUCUCUAGUUCUAACUUACACUGCUGAAAAUAUUACCAUCCUGCUAGGCUAAUUGUCUGCUUAUAAUAUUUCUUCAUAUAAUCAGUAGAUAGUGUCCAGAACUUGUGGGCAUUCAGUGAAGCUAAAUGUUUAAAGAUUAAAAGGAAGUUCUUCUUCACAUAGUGCAUGGUUAAACUAUGGAACUCCCUGCCACAGCAGGCAGUGAUGGCCACCAAUUUGGAUGACUUUAAAAGAGGAUCAGAGAAAUUCAUGGAAGAGAGGGCUAUUGAUGGCCAGGGGCGUCACAAGGGGGGUGCAGGGCAUGCGACCAGCCCCGGGUGUCAUGCUGGGAUGUGUGUGUUAGUUUCUGUUUCUCACUGUGCAGCUGCUUGCAGUCACAGGACUGUGUUUACAUUCCAGGGAUUCCAGACUGUUGGAGUCUCACGGGAAAGGGAGAUGGGAUGUGACGUUACUGGUUUCCUGUUUCCUUUGUUCUUUUGUUUCCUUUGUACAGUUGCUCUCUGCUCUCAUAGAGAGAAGAUGUAUAUUCCUUUGCUCUCUGCAUAGCGUAGUAAUAAAGCAUAGCAUGUAGCCCAUAUCUAUCUCAUCCUUCCGUUGUGUUGUUUUAAUGCUCUGCUGGGAGGGCUUGGAGGAAGAUGAGCCUUAUCAGUUCGGACGAACGGAGCUGAAAUCCCAAUAGUGUGUGUGACAAAAUCCCCUGGGCGGAUUGGCGUGGUGGUGCUCACACCCCCAGCAGGUGGAUUUUCGCGAUUGUCAUGAAAAUCUGCCCACUGAUUGCGCAAAUACGCCUGGCGUGCGGUGCUGGCUGCCAGAGAUGCACCUCCCGGAGGCCGCGUGCAUGCCCUGGGAUGUAGAACUUUGCGGGUGCCUGGGCGCCCAUGGCCCUGCAUAGAUGGCGCCUAUGUGUUUGAGGCUUGAUGGUGAGCUUGUCUCUUGAGCUAGUCUCUUCGUGGGUGUUUCCUUCUGCUUGUCUCUCUAGCCAUGGCCCCAAAGAAACCUGCAGCGCCAGAAAAGCCAGAGGAGCCACCAAAACCACCUCCCGGGAAGCUCAAAUGGACAUUCUAUUCCACCUUUGGAACCAUCUGCGUUAUCAGCUUCUUCACUAUGCUUGUUCUCUGUAAGUCCAGCUCGAGCUGCUGUUGUGCAACCUCUGUUGAAUAAGCUGCGCUGCCUGCUUUCUCUUGCCACGCACUAGAAUCGCCGCAGGAGGAUUAAACAAACCAACCUGCGUUUGGCACGCACAAAAACCGUGGACCAGUUUGCCUGUGGCAUUGCUUCACUCUGUACGUGCCAACACCAGUUUACUCCCAUCUUCGGAAUUUGCACGUUUCCAAAUGCCACACGGUGCCCCUUCUGCACUUGUAAGAAGCCACUCGUUUAGCGUGGUGGCACCUGAACUUUGGAACUCCUCGCCUAUUAAUAUUAGGCAGGUACCAUCUUCUUUGAGGGAUGUGGGUGGCGCUGUGGGUUAAACCACAGAGCCUAGGACUUGCCAAUCAGAAGGUCGGUGGUUCGAAUCCCCGCGACGGGGUGAGCUCCCGUUGCUCGGUCCCAGCUCCUGCCAACCUAGCAGUUUGAAAGCAUGUCAAAGUGCAAGUAGAUAAAUAGGUACCACUCCGGCGAGAAGGUAAAUGGCGUUUCCGUGCGCUGCUCUGGUUCACCAGAAGCGGCUUAGUCAUGCUGGCCAUGACCCGGAAGCUGUACGCCGGCUCCCUUGGUCAAUAAAGCGAGAUGAGCGCCACAACCCCAGAGUCGUCCGCGACUGGACCUAAUGGUCAGGGGUCCCUUUACCUUUACCAUCUUCUUUGAGACACCUGGCAAAAACACAGUGGCGUAGUGUGGGGUGGAGAGAGGUGACAUGGCCCCGGGCGCAGAAUUCUGAGGGGGCGCAACCUGGCUCCCUCACCAAGGCUGUGUGACUGUUGCCUUCUGGAGCCAUGGGGAGGUGAGCUGCACCUAGGCCAGGUCUUUGGGGCUGUGAAGGUGCCUCCUUCUCCUCAUGGCUGGUGAAUGGACACCUGUCCCUGGGUGGAACUUCCACUGGCCGGAGCCCAGACUUUCCCCAGCUUGUGCCAGUCUUUCCGUAGGGCCUCCAUCUCAGCAUGUGUCCUUGGGCAGGCAAGUACCUUGCAGUGGGAGCAUAGUGGUGAGGGAACUGUGUGUAUAUUGCUUUUGAUCGUUGCUUUAUUCAUCAAACCUUUUAUUGGCAUCACAUACAACAUCCAAAACAAAUCAGUACAGAAUUACCACUUUCCCAGUGGCACAAAACAUUUGCUAAAAGAAAGGAGGCAGAGCAGUCUAUCGUCACAUCUCUUGGUCUCCAGGGAGAUCAGAUGUCUGCAGCGUAUUUCGACCACAAAAAACCAAAUAGAGAUAUUUAGCCACUAACUUGGUGAGCUCCUGAUCAUUCCCCAGUAAUAGAAAAUGUAUGACCUCCGACUCUGGUUUCCAUUUGGGGAUACAGAGUUGAUCUAGAAAUUGCUGGCGGAGAUCAGCACAUAGUUUACAACUGAGAACCAUAUUUGUAAGGGUUUCCACCAGGUGGUCUUCACCUGGGCAAGUUCUUUCUCCUUCCACCCUGCCUGAGAACCUUUCCCAAAGGAGGUUUGAUGGAUUUGAAUUAAACCUGGCCAGCGAAAAUGCCCUUCUUUCUUGAGGGUUAAGCAGAAAUUCAAGGUAAUUGUGGUUAGUUUCAUGUGCCCAAGAAAGUUGGAAAUAAAGAGGGGAACAUGUUUUCUCUGCUGCUACUGUUAGUUCUUGGCGUUCAAUAUCCCACAACCUAGUUUUUAUUAUAGCCUUGGCAGAUGGUAGGGACAUCGAUCACAAAAGUUCCACUGACAACCCAAGUUGCUGUACCUCCUUGUUAAACUGUUGUAGCCCUGGGGAAAGAAAGGGGUCUGACAAGACUUUGCUGAGGAGAGGAUCUUUAUCUGAUGUAAGGCAGAUGUUUAACCAGCAUAGAAGAAAUCUCAACCAGGCGACAGUCUCUACCUUGUGUUGACCUCCCUCCAGAUACAAGGCUGCAUAGGGUACACAGCGUGAGACAGUAAAAAUCUUGAAAAGGAAAGCUGCCUGCACUUGUUCUACCAACUGGGUAAACCCUGGCAGCCAGACUGGAAUACCAUAGAGCUUUAUUGAGAUUGCUUCAUUCUUAUUUUUUAAAAGCCAGCCUGAACAUUUUGUCAUGGGAAUUUUGUCAUAAUAAUGUACAGACAUUAUUAAUAAGUAAGCAGAUAUUAGGCAGCUGGAAAUCUAAGCACCCUCCCUUGUUUCAACAACUUUAGAUAUCAAGUUGAUCACAGAUUCCGAAAACCCGCUUCUAUUACCAAUGAAAAAACUGAGGAUCAAUAUGGCAGAUGGGCUCAGGAAUCCGAAGAUCGCUCACACGUCUCGUAAGUGGAACAGAAAGACUGGUUAAUUUCUCAUUGGUUUAAAAAUAGCUGCCCACUUUUAAAAUCUCAGAAGAAAGUAAAAUGGAAGAAUCUUCUGAAGGUGGAGAGGAUGUAAUCUUAAAGGCACAAUCCUCCACAUGUGCUGAGACUGUCUGCUGCUUAAAGGUUUCAGGAUUCAAUUUUUUUCAUUGUCAUCCUUAAGGGGCAACAUCUUGUACCCGAUCCCAUGUUAGCCCUGCUUUCAAAAGAAAACAAUAUCAAUGCAAGUGUCAAACAUAAAGAGUUAGUCUUCUUUCUUAUGAUAGCAGUGAGACAAGUAGUUGCUUCCAGCUGAGGGGAAAAGCACCCUUUCCCACCACAGAAACUUGCAACCAGUAUGUGUGAAAUAGAACAGUUAUGGAAUGCCAAACUCACCAUAAAUGAUAAAAGGAAUAACAUAGAAGGAUAGGUUUGGCUCCCUAUGGUCUCAGUUUAUAUCGUUUAGUAACAAUAAUACAGUACUUUCCCAUCUCAGUCACAGAAUCCACUAGGGAGAAAUUAUCCUAGCGCUUAAAAUUGAAGUGCAUGAUGUGGAUUUAAUAGAAUAGAAUAGGAUAGAAUAGAAUUUAUUAUUUAUACCCUGCCCAUCUGGCUGGGUUUCCCCAGCCACUCUGGGCGGCUUCCAACAAAGUAUUAAAAUACAGUGGUCUAAAAAAUGUAUAUAUAUAUAUAUAUAUAUAUAUAUAUAUAUAUAUAUAUAAAUACAGUGGUCUGUUACACAUUAAAAGCUUCCCUAAACAGGGCUGCCUUCAGAUGUCUUCUAAAAGUCUGGUAGUUGUUCUUCUCUUUGACAUCUGGUGGGUGGGCUUUCCACAGGGCAGGCGCCACCACUGAGACGGCCCUCUGCCUGGUUCCCUGUAACUUGGCUUCUCGCAAUGAGGGAGCCGCCAGAAGGCCCUCGGCGCUGGACCUCAGUGUCUGGGCAGAACGAUGGGGGUGGAGACGCUCCUUCAGGUAUACCGUAUUUUUCGCCCUAUAGGACGCACCAGCCCAUAGGACGCACCUAGGUUUUUUUUCGGGGGGGGGGGAAAUAAAGAAAAAAAAAUUAUUCCCCACCCCGCGCUCUGGCCAGCAGGCUGCUAUCCGCAGCCUAGGGAGCCCUGCAGGAACUCCUGCGGGCUCCCCAGGCUUGCUGAUAGCUUCCUGAAGCCUGGAGAGCGAGAGGGGUCGGUGUGCACCGACCCCUCUCACUCUCCAAGCUUCAGCGAAAGCCUGCAUUCGCCCCAUAGGACGCACACAGAUUUCCCCUUCAUUUUUGGAGGGGGAAAAGUGCGUCCUAUAGGGCGAAAAAUACGGUAAUCGGUAAUAUAAAAGAUUUCCCAUGGUGACAUGUGGGUCAAGGCUUAACACCUGGAAGGCAGCACUUCAUCCUGGAAGGCAGCACUUUAUGCUUGGUAAUUGUUUAAAUAUUGUUUAUAAAACAUUCUAUAAAGUUUGUAAUUUAAAGAAGAAAAGAACAACUUGCUUGCUCCCCUUAUCUAAUAUUCAUUCUGGCUUCUUUGAUAAUUUUCUUGCUGUUUUCUUGCUGUUGCAGACAUUGCUUUCAGCACUUAAUGGUUCAGGUAGGUAGCCGUGUUGGUCUGACGCAGUCGAAAUAAAUAUUUUUAUUAAAAAAAUUGUCCAGUAGCACCUUAGAGACCAACUAAGUUUGUUCUGGAUAUAAGCUUUCGUGUGCAUGCACACUUCUUCAGAUACACUUCAGUGCAUGCACACGAAAGCUUAUACCCAGAACAAACUUAGUUUGUCUCUAAGGUGCUACUGGACAAUUUUUUAUUUUAGCACUUAAUGGUUUUAGUUUUAUGAGGAGGGGGAAGGUUGUGCAUUGCUGUUGUUUUUCCGGGGGAUAUGGUGUUUUGUUUUAUACCUGACUUGUUGACUCCCUUGGGCACCCUACAUUGUGAGAUAGGAAGACAGGUUAUUUAAAUAAACUAGCAAAUGCAUCUGUGUAUAUAGGUUGGUGAUAGCGAAAAAUAAACUCCUAACUCUAAGAAUGUUUUUAGCCAUAGCUUUAGCAGAAGAAGUGGCAAAGUUGCCAGCAAAAAUAGAACAAUCGGAAAAAACCUUCCAAGCACGGAAAGGAAAGUACAGUAAGUAUCUAAAUGUCUAAAUACGAAUGAAUUGAAAAAGAUGUUUAAGAUAACUUUUAUUAAGAACCCAGAGGCCUUGCUUUUGGGAAUUAUGGGACUAGUGUUACCUAAAUAAUAUAAAAAUGUAUUUAUGUAUGCAACCACGGCCGCUUGAAUGAUAUUUGCCCAAAGAUAGAAAGAAGAAAAUGUUCUGACUAAAGAGGAAUGGAAACAGAAACUACUGGACUAUGCAGAAAUGGAAAAACUCACUGGAAGAAUAAGAAACCAAGAUGACAAAGUUUUUUAAAAUAAAAAAUGGAAAUAGUUUAUUGAAUAUAUUAUAAGAUUAUUGUAAACAGAUCAAGACAUUAAAGGAUUAAUGUAAAAAUGUUCAGUGAUAUAAAACGUACAUUGGAUACAUUGGAUAAAUAAUAAAUAGGUUUAAUUUGGAAAUGCAGUAAAAAUAUCAUAAACAUAAGGAACUGCAGAAAGAGGGGGAGGGGUGUCGAAAUAGGACACAUGUAAUAAGUUGCUUUUUAAGGGAUUUCGCUUUUGUUUGUUGUAAAAUGAAAAUUAUAAUUUAACAAAUAAAUGUCUAAAUCUGACCCAUCUUGAAAAUACAAGGGCGAGCAAAUAUAUGUGAGUUGAAGUUUGUCUGUCACAUGCUCUGAUUACAGCAUGGGAAAUUGGCAGCCCAUUAACUGUCACCAAAAUCAAAGAAUACCUUAAAUGAAAGUUAAAUGCUGAUAAUCAGAGUUUACGGUGGGCUCAGGAACCAAACUCUAUUGGGGAUUAAUAACUAGAAGAUUUGAAACAGCCCUGUAUAGUCUUCAGUCCAGUUCGCAGUGAUAUUUUCUCCCCCAUGGGCCUUCUAAGAUGCUCAGGAAAGGAACUGUUCCAAGGUCUCAUCUGUUUAUUUUGUUGUUGCAGGGGUUUGUUUGUUUGCUUUGUGUGUGUGUCAGUCUGAAUUAUGCCAAGUCUCUUCUGAUACUUGGGGUGUUGCAGCCAGUGAGGUUAGAAUAUGACAAGAGGAGUUUGUUGAACGGGUCAGACAUUGGCCUUACCUGGCCACAUAGGUGUCCUUAUCAGCAUCCCAAAAGAAUGGGCUAUGCUGCCAGAGCUACAACUAAGUGAUAGUGCCCCACAUUAAUGGGUGGGUUUCCCCCUCCCCAAUUGUCAGGUGGAGAGAACAACAGGAGCGCAGUGUGUGUGACUGAGGAAAAAGAAGACUAGAAGCUAGAGAUGCAGAAGAGGCAAGAGAUUUUGCACUAGAAUAAUAGAACUGUAGAGCUGGAAGGGACCAUCAGGGUCAUCUAGUCAAUGUAGGAAUCUUUUGCCCAACGUGGGGCUCAAACCCACAACCCUGAGAGUAAGAGUCUCAUGCUCUACAGGCUGAGCCGUCUUAGUACUAAUGCUGCGAGCCCCUCAGCCUCGUGCUCAGGGGACUCCUGUCUUCCACUGCCUCCCGCAGUUUGGUCAAACUCAUGCUGGUAGCUUCAAGAACACUGUCCAACCAUCUCGUCCUCUGUCAUCCCCUUCUCCUUGUGCCCUCCAUCUUUCCCAACAUCAGGGUCUUUUCCAGGGAGUCUUCUCUUCUCAUGAGGUGGCCAAAGUCUUGGAGCCUCAGCUUCAGGAUCUGUCCUUCCAGUGAGCACUCAGGGCUGAUUUCCUUCAGAAUGGAGAGGUUGGAUCUUCUUGCAGUCCAUGGGACUCUCAAGAGUCUCCUCCAGCACCAGAAUUCAAAAGCAUCAAUUCUUCGGCGAUCAGCCUUCUUUAUGGUCCAGCUUUCACUUCCAUACAUCAGUACUGGGAAAACCAUAGCUUUAACUACGGUACAUGGACCUUUGUUUUUUGUUUAAAAUAAUAUUUAUUAAGAGUUUAAAAGUUACCAAAAAAAAGAAAAAGAGUUAAACAAAGCAAAGAAGCAAAAAGAAACAACAAACAAAAAACAACACAAUACAAUGCAAGACAAAUAAAACAAAACAAAGACCAUUUUAAACAAUUUCAAUGUAAUAUCUUUCAUUCGCUUAUUUCCACGACUUCCUCACACCCCCUUUUUGUAUUCCACAUCAAUUAAUUAUUUCAGCAAUUCCUUUCCAUCUUCCUCUGUUUUCUAUCCUAUAAUUAUCUUAACACAUUCUAACCUUAUUUUAUUCCCUUUAAUGCUCAACUAAUCUAUUUAUACUUAAUUCCUUAUAACAUUUCUGCUAAAGCCAUAUAACUUCAUUCCCACUUUGUUCUAACAUUCAUUAAUUUUGCAGUAUUUCUAUAAAUAGUCUUUAAACUCCCAGUCUUCUUCCACCAGCAAUUCUCCCUGGUCUCCGAUUCUGCCGAUUCUCUCAGCCAGCAAAAAGCAGAUGAUUCACAACAAAAUUUAGAGGUCUGGCAGGGCAAGUCCACCUCCUUCUUUAGCAUCCGUUAAUAUCUUAAAUUUUACUCGAGGCUUCCUGCCCUGCCAUACAGAUCUAGAGACAUCCCUCUGCCACCUCCUGAAACAAUCCCUUCCAUCCAAAACUUGCAAUGUUUGAAACAAAAGCAACAUCCCCGACCUCACCGCAACCCUUGUCCCCACCACAGCAACUCGGCCCAACAAUAGCAACUUCCAAUUUAGCCCUAUUUCCAAAUCCCCCUUGUCUUCAAGCCAACGUCCUUCACAGUUGCCCUUGAAUAAAUUCACAUUUCUGGCGGUCAUACUAACCCCCCAAUACCUCUCUUUCUCAACCAAUGUUAGUCCUAUCUCCUCCUGAAACUCUAUCAAGGUUUCCUUUUCCUCGGGUAGGGCUCUGAUCCUCAAUUUCAUCUGUUUCUCUUUAAGUUCAGUCAUAUCAGGUGUCAGCUCGUAUUCAUCAAAUCAUCCUUGUAUGGAUGGGACUCUCUCUCUCUCCAGUUGAAUUACUUUAACUUCAGCAGCGAGGGUUUUCUCCUUAACUUCAUCCGCAGUUUGCCGUAUCAGGAUAGAUUCCUGUAUCAAUUUCUGGGUGGUUUCUGUAUUGAUAUUCACCUUUUGUCCCAGGUUAUUUAAACUUUCUACCAUUAAAUCAUUUUUAAUAUUUGCAGCAUCCACUUUCAUAUUUAUCACAUCCAUUUUCUUGUGAAGCUGUUCCAGCGAAUAAUUUAUUUUCACUAGUACAAUCACUAAGGCCUCUUCUGGUGACAUUCCAUCUUUCGCAUCUGCCAUAACACUCAAUAGAUUCAAGGUCAACUCACAGUCUCACGGUUUUUAUCUUACAACUGGAAAUUUCCCAGCCCAGAUCUUAUGUAGCCACCAGUUUCAAGAACUUCCACUAGAGGGAAACAGUUUCUAUUUGUAUUGAUAAGUAAUAUCCUCUUAAAGCACAGUUCAAACGACCGCAAACUAAUUUCAAUUUUCAGUUACUUUCACUGCUGGAAACAGAAGAAACAAUGUAUCUUCUCUUAUGCUAGCUGUCAACACGAUCCAAGCACUGUCAAUAAACGUCUCACCAAAACGUCGGACCUUCUAGCAGCCCGUUCCCAGGGUCCGAGCGGCGGUGUUUUACCUCUCUUGGUCUCUUCCGCAGGCAAACUCAGUUGACAACUUCCCUCCCCCCUCUUCUCCUGCCUCCAAGGGGGGGAUUAUAUUCUUUACUUAUGGAAAUUUAGUCUUUUACAAAAGGCUUUCCAAGACUUCAGCUUGCAGCCUCCAUUGCUUCAGUCUAUUUACAAAAGGGGAAGGCGGACUUCCUGUAUUGAACCUUCCCCGUUUCGAUGCCAAAUUAGACUUUUUUUUUAAAAAAAUCCAAUUUUCCCAAUUAAGCUCUACUCACGGGUAGUUACUUUAGAGUCAAAUUGUCCACAGGAAAAAGUCAGCACUCUCCGACAACAGCUAUGUGGCUUCGCUCCGUGGAAGAAGCAGAUGAUUCGAAGCACCGCGCCGCUCACCCCACGUCGCUCUGGAUCCCCGAAACCGGGUUUCCCCGCGAGUGGGGGAGGCGCAAAGGGUGCCCGCCGAAUCCCACGCUCACAGGCUUCUCCCGCCUGUGAUUUUUAACGGGUCUCCGCCUUCGCCGUGGUGGCCAGACCCAGAUUUCCACGGAGCUGAUUCCUCCCGAUCAGAGGAAUCCAGCCAUUGCCAGAGGCGCCUCCCCGGAAGUCCCGGUACAUGGACCUUUGUUGUAUAUAUGUGUAAAUAAAACUAUAUGCCAUAAAGAUAGAGCAGUCUCCCCUAACCUUCGUUCCAGGAGAUCCAAACCCUGGGUAACCUCUCCUACUCUUUCACCCUUAAAUGGCACCUUACUCCCAUCCACCCCAUACUGCCCGUUUGUUUCAUUCUUCCUUCCUGGUCCUUUCACUUUCACUUUGUCCUGUAGCAACUUCCCUCUCUUAGCUCAUUUCUCUCUAUCUCCCGUGGUACCUUGGUUUACAAACAGUCUGGAUUGCAUACGUUUUGGAUUACAAACACGUCAAACCCAGAAGUGCGUGUUAGUUUCUGUGUGUUGCCACUGUGCAGUGCUCUUGGAGUCACAAGACUCUGUUUUGCAUUCCAAAGAUUCCAGGCUGUUGGAAUUCUCACAGAAGACAGGAGACAGAUGUGAUGUUGCUGGUUUCCUGUUCCUUUGUUGUUCGGUUGCUCUCUGCUCUCACAGAGAGAGGAUGUAUUUUAUUUUCUGUUUGCGUAGUUAGGAAUAAAACGCUCUUUAGCCAUGUAGCUUAUGCUAUCUUGGCUCCUUCCCUGUGCUGGAUACUCUGCAUAAAGGGGAAACAUGCUUGAAGCCUCAUCAAAGGCUCAAGUCGUUAAUCACGUCGGAGGAGCUCGGGUGAACGCAAGUCCGACAGUGCGUGUCCCAGUUUGCAAACUUUUUUUUAAUUACAACCCAUUUUUUUUUUGGAUUAUGAACAAAUUUUUUUGGGAGGCCCCAUUAGCGAAAGCGCGCCUUGGGUUACAACCUGUUUUGGUUUACAAAAGGACCUCCGGAAAGGAUUAUGGUUGUAAACCAAGGUACCACUGUAUUAAUACCAUCAGCGCCUACUUUCAGCUCACUUUCUAAUUUCCUUCAACACUUCCUCUGGCCUUUUCCCCUCCGAUGAGGUAGACCUUCUUUCCAUCCUUGAACGUCUCUGUCUCCCAGCCACCUUCACAGCGAGAUAGGGAGCUGUUGGUGCUGGCUUGGUCCAGACAAUGAGUGGAGCAGGUGAGUGAUGAGGCAAUGGGCAGACUUUGGCAGAGAGGUCCACCUAAGAGUGGUCCAAGUUCUACUGGUGGGCCCCAGCCCACAGUUUGAGAAGCCUUGUCCUAAGAGCACCAGGGAGACAUUCUUCACCAAUCUCAGAAUAGAAUGGAAGAAUAGAAUUUAUUAUUUAUACCCUGCCCAUCUGGCGGCUUCCAACAAAGUAUUAAAAUACAGUGGUCUGUUAAACAUUAAAAGCUUCCCUAAAGAGGGCUGCCUUCAGAUGUCUUCUAAAAGUCUGGUAGUUGUUCUUUUCUUUGACAUCUGGUGGGAGGGUGUUCCACAGGGCGGGUGCCACCAUCGAGAAGGCCCUCUGCCUGGUUCCCUGUAAUUUGGCUUCUCGCAGUGAGGGAACCGCCAGAAGGCCCUCGGCGCUGGACCUCAGUGUCCGGUCUGAACGAUGGGGGUGGAGAUGCUCCUUCAGGUAUACUGGGCCUUUGAGGCCAUUUAGGGCUUUCAAGGUCAGCACCAACACUUUGAAUUGUACUUGGAAACGUACUGGGAGCCAGUGUAAUAAUAAUAAUAAUAAUAAUAAUAAUAAUAAUUUUUUAUUUAUACCCCGCCCUCCCCAGCCAAGGCCGGGCUCAGAGUGGCCCAGAGUGUAGGUCUUUGAAGACCGGUGUUAUGUGGUCUCGGCAGCCGCUCCCAGUCACCAGUCUAACUGCCACAUUCUGGAUUAGUUGUAGUUUCUGGGUCACCUUCAAAGGUAGCCCCACAUAGAGCGCAUUGCAGUAGUCCAAGCAGGAGAUAACUAGAGCAUGCACCACUCUGGUGAGACAGUCUGCGGGCAGGGAGGGUCUCAUCCUGCGUGCCAGGUGAAGCUGGGAGACAGCUGCCUUGGACACAGAAUUGACUUGCGCCUCCAUGGACAGCUGUGAGUCCAGAAUGACUCCCAGGCUGCGCACCUGGUCCUUCAGGGGCACAGUUACCCCAUUCAGGACCAAGGAGUCCUCUACACCUGCCCGCCUCCUGUCCCCCAAAAACAGUACUUCUGUCUUGUCAGGAUUCAACCUCAAUCUCAGGAUUCAACUUCAACCUCAGCACCCUUCCUGGCCUACAGAACCUCUUCCAAUGCAGAGGGUUCCAUUAGCCACCCUAACCUCAAAUAUGGUGAUGAUAAACAGCCCUGAAGUGCUUAUCAAAAACUACUCACUUGAUCCUUUGCAAUGGAAACACUAUUGAUAUAAUGUUUAUUCUCACUGGGGUUCUUUCCUUCCUCCAAGAAGCUCAGAACAGCAUGCAUUAGAUCCCCCAUUUUGUCCCUGCAACAAUCCCAUGAAGUACAGAAAGGAAUAUGAGAAUAACCUCAGGUAACCCAGAAUGCCUAAGGCCUGAGCAGGGAUGUCAACCCCUUGCUCAAAUAUUUUUUAUUUGUUUUUAAACCCAAACAAAAAUACAAUAACCACGAAACACUUAUCUAGUAGCCUAUCUCAUUGUGUCUGUUUUAUCCAUGGACUGAGAGGAGAUAUGAUAGACACCUUCAAAUAUCUGAAGGUCUGUCACAUGGAAGAGGGAGCAUGCUCUGGAGGGUAGGACUUGAACCCAGGGCUUCAAGUUACAAGAAAGGAGAUUCUGACUAAACAUGAGGAAGAACAUUCUGACAGUAAGAGCUGUUAGAAAGUGGAACAGUCUCCCUCAGGAGGUUAUGGACUCUCCUUUCUUGGAGGUUUUAAAGCAGAGGUUGACUGGCCAUCGGUCAUGGAUUAUUUAGCUGAGUUUCCUGCAUCGCAGGGGGUUGGACUAGAUGACCCUCGGGUCCCUUCCAACUCUACAAUUCUAUGAUUCUAUGAAUGAAUAAACCAAGAUUUCAAAAGCCCUUCCAGCAUAUACUCAAUUCAAUGCCUGCUAUUUCAAAAGCCUUUCUUUUCCUCCCAGAAGACCUCUUCAAGAAAGGUAAACCGAAGACUGCUGGUGGCUGGGAUUUUUUUGGGAAGAGUUUCUACUACAUUUCUAAUGAGGAAAAGACCUGGCAUGAUGCCGAGAGCUUCUGCCUGACUAGAGACUCCCACUUGGCCUCCAUCCUAAGUGACGAAGAACAGGUCUUAUAUGUUUCUUUUCCCCCUCCUCACCCCUUGAUAUUUGGGAGUCAAAGUGUAUUGUUCUGUCCACCCCUGUUCUUCUUACUUUCACAUGCAAAUAUUUCAUGACCCACAAAGUGCAACUCCUUGCAUUAUCUGUGCUUUAUUUAUGAUGCUUGAAUGCUAACGCAUAACGUAAAGCUUACUUUAUAUUCCAGUUAUUUUUUGCUUGAUGGAAGACAUGGAACUAGUGCUUUUUCCCCCCUUAAAAAAUGUUUAGGGUUAUUCUCAUUUUCCUACUCGUAUUGAAUACUGCCCCUCAAUGAGGCCAAACUUUGAUUCACAAAAUGUUUAGGGGUAUGCGCACCCCAACAGAAAAAAAGUACUGCACGAAACUAUUAAAAAAAGAAAUGUAUCUACAGUGGUACCUUGGGUUAAGUACUUAAUUCGUUCUGGAGGUCCAUUCUUAACCUGAAACUGUUCUUAACCUGAAGCACCAAUUUAGCUAAUGGGGCCUCCUGCUGCUGCCGCACCGCCGGAACACAAUUUCUGUUCUCAUCCUGAAGCAAAGUUCUUAACCUGAAGCACUAUUUUUGGUUUAGCGGAGUCUGUAACCUGAAGCAUAUGUAACCUGAAGCGUAUGUAACCCGAGGUACCACUGUAUAUAAAUACAAUACACCACACACACUCCAGAAGUUCAGAAACAAAACAGAACACCCCCAGAGGUUAAAAAAUAGAGGCCCAGACUCAGCAGUGUCGUGUGCCUGGUUGGCACCUGGUUGGCACCUUGGGGGAGCAGGCACAGGGGCGUAGGAAUUGGGGGCGGUUGGGGCAGGCCGCCCCAGGUGUCAUCCCUGAGGGGGGUUGACAAAAUCCCCCUGGGCAGAUCGCCACAGCACUGAUCGCACCCCCCAGCGGAUCGCCCAGCUCCUGGGUGCAUGGCAUGUGUGCUACUCCGGGUGCCCGAGCGGCUAGCUCUGUCGCUGGGCAGGCACACACCCCAGGGCAAUACCUUGACCUUCCUGUUCUGGGUGCAUGUAUGUUACAUCUUCCUCACACAGCCCUAGAACAUCGCAAAGAGGCAACAAGCAUGCUGCCCUACCAGGCCCGUGCCGCUUUGCGAUGCUCUAGGGCUGUGUGAGGAAGAUGUAGCGCCCAGAACAGGAAGGUCAAGGUAUUUCACAUCUGGCAAAACCAAGGAGCCCCUUUGGUUAUGGAUAGUAGAGGAGUAGAUGAGUCUUAAAAGGCUAAAAUGUGUAUACAGUGGUACCUCUGGUUGCAAAUGGGAUCUGUUCCGGAGGCCCGUUUGCAACAUGAGCAGAACGCAACCCAUGUCUGCACGUCUGCGCGUGCGCGGGUCGUGAUUCGCCACUUCUGCGCAUGAGAGUGACGUCAUUUUGCACGUCUGUGCAUGUGCGAGCGGCAAAACCCGGAAGUAACCCUUUCUGUUACUUCCGGGUCACCGCAGGAUGCAACCCUAAAACGCGCAACCUGAAGCAAAUGUAACAUGAGGUAAGACUGUACUCGAUUUUGACCAAACUCAGUCUCCCAGAGCAAAACAUACAUCAGGAGGCUUACUUUGGUCCAAAUUGUUUUUACACUUCCAGAGUUAACGCUAAAUACAUUGCUUCUGGUAGAUGAGUCCCCCAAGCCACCAUUUUUCCAAUGAAAAUAGGGACGUCCCGUUCCAUAAAGAAAAUUUUCCUAUUCAUACCCCUCCCAUCUGACUGAGUUGCCCCAGCCACUCUGGGCAGCUUCCAACCUAUAUAAGGUAAAGGUACCCCUGACCAUUAGGUCCAGUUGCCGACGACUCUGGGGUUGAGGUUCUUGGAGAACUGCAAAUGGAUGACAGUGAGGUAGCAGAUGGUGGUGGUGACAGAAUUAAUGCAAUACCUGUGCAGCGGCUUUCAAAUUGUGUCCUCGAGAACCUAAGUUCCAUGGCAGCUUAAGACCGGGACCUUCAGUUGGAAGAUGAAAAAGAGGCUUUUGUGAAAUUCACUUCUCCACCGCUACUGAAAUUUCUUAUAGUGAGUCACCACAAGAAAAUGUCGGGCAAAUUCUCCAGCAUGUUCCCACUUAACGUAGGGUGAAAUUAAACAGGUUCCUAGCAAGAAAGGUUGAGGUGAUUCCUGAAAUGUGUUAUUUAUGCAAUUCAGAUUGCUUUGCCAGUAUGCACAAUACUGUAUUGGCCCAAAUAUAAGCCUCAAGCAAAAAUAACCCGCACAUUUAAAAUUCAUGGAGGGGAAAAAAAAGACAGUACCCAGAUAUUAGCAGCUCCUUUAAAAUUCACUCACACCUGUUCCGUUUUACUGCAUGUCUGUUUCAGCAGCGAUAUCGUAAAAGCCAAUUUUAGUAAGGUCGCAAAUUUAAGCCGUACUUUAACUUUUCACGGUCAGAAUUUGGGGGGGAGGGGGAGGAAGUGCGACUUAUAUUUGGGCCCAUACGGUACUUAUGCUUCAGUAGCUGAGUUUGGGCAUUUUGUCAUGUGAGGUUGUUCCUUCCUCCUGCAGAACUACCUCACCUCUCAGCUCAGUGAUCCUACCUGGAUUGGCCUUACAGAUGAAAACGAGGAAGGCAACUGGAAAUGGACAGAUGGCUCCAGAACUAAAGCACAGUGAGUCUUCAAAAGUUUGCUCAACUUCAAAAGUGGUGUAGGACCCUCAUUCUUCUGCUUUGGUAGACCUAGCUUCUCUGUCUCUCCAGUUUAAUGGCCUAGGACCCUCGUACCUACGGGACCGCCUCUCCUGGUAUGCCCCACGGAGGACCUUAAGGUCCAUAAAUAGCAACACCCUAGAGGUCCCGGGCCCUAAGGAAGUCAGAUUAGCCUGAACCAGAGCCAGGGCCUUCUCAACACUGGCCCCAGCCUGGUGGAACACUCUGCCUCAUGAGACCAGGGCCCUGCGGGAUCUGAUUUCUUUCUGCAGGGCCUGCAAGAAAGAGUUGUUCCGCCUGGCCUUUGGCUUGGAAUCCACUUGAUCCCCUCCCCCUCUUUCAUUUUUCCUUUCUCCUUCUGUGAUGGAACUCCUAUUAGGGGACUUCCCUGGCUUUUUUUCUGACCCACGUAGGACCAGCCUUGGUGAAGACUUGACGUUUUCAUCCCCAAAAAGUUUUUGAUUUGAGUUUCUAUCGAAAUGAGGCUGCAUUUUAAAGUUGUGUUUUAUUUUUUUUUUUUUUUUUUUUAAAGCAAUUUAUUGGAUUUUACAAUAGGAAUAAAUGUAAUAAACAAUAUAACAUUCGUCUUAACAUAGUUUCACAUUUUCUUUGGACUUCCUCACAUCUCCCGCUCCCACCUUCAUCAUUAUAACAUUUUGUCAGCAAUUUAUCAUCUUAUUUAAAUUCUUAUAUCUCUUCGAUAUUUCAUGAUCUUAUAGUUCUCAUAAAGAGUUAAACUUUCACAGUUUUUCUUAUUUUCUUAAAAACUUCUAGGUUAAGUGGUGCUCAGUUAUUUAGUCAAGCAUCUUAUUCAGCAUUCAGUCAAAUCACAAUGUUUUUGUAGGUAGUUCUUAAAUUUCUUCCAAUCCUCCUCGAUUCUCUCUUCUCCCAGGUCACGGAUUCUGCCAGUCAUUUCAGCCAGUUGCAUAUAGUCUAUCAGUUGCAUCUGCCAUUCUUCCAGUGUGGGUAGAUCUUGAGUUUUCCAAUGUUUUGCGAGUAGUAUCCUUGCUGCUGUUGUUGCAUACAUAAAAAUGUUUGGUCCUUCUUUGCCACCCCUUGGCUGACAAUACCCAAAAGGAAAGCCUCUGGUUUCUUAGUGAAAGUAUAUUUAAAUACCUUUUUCAAUUCAUUAUAAAUCAUUUCCCAGAACGCCUUCACUUUAGGGCAGGUCCACCAGAGGUGAAAGAACGUUCCUUCACACUCUUUACAUUUCCAACACUUGUUAUCAGACAGGUGGUAAAUUUUUGCAAGUUUGACUGGGGUCAUAUACCAUCUAUAAAUCAUUUUCAUUACAUUUUCUUUCAAAGCAUUACAUGCAGUAAAUUUCAAUCCAUUACUCCACAGCCUUUCCCAGUCCUCAAACAUAAUAUUAUGCCCAAUAUCCUGUGCCCACCUUAUCAUAGCCGAUUUAACCAUUUCAUCUUGUGUAUUCCAUUCCAACAGCAAGUUAUACAUCCUUGAAAGUAUCUUAGUCUUUGGUUCUAACAAUUCUGUUUCUAGUUUCGAUUUCUCCACCUGGAACCCUAGUUUCUUGUCAUUUUUAAAAACUUCUUUAAUCUGAGCAUAAUGUAACCAAUCUCGCACUUUGUCUUUCAUUUUCUCCAAACUCUGCAAUUUCCAAUUGUCUCCCUCUUUUUCUAGUAUUUCCCAAUAUUUUGGCCAUUUGGCCUCCAUAUUGGGUCUUUUUCGGGCCUUAGCUUCCAAAGGUGAAAGCCACCUUGGUGUUUUAUUUUCCAGCAAGUCUUUAUAUUUUGUCCAGACAUUAAACAGUGAUUUUCUAACAAUAUGGUUCUUAAAGGCCUUAUUUGCUUUAACUUUGUCAUACCAUAAAUAUGCAUGCCAUCCAAAAACAUUGUUAAACCCUUCCAAAUCUAACACAUCAGUGUCUUCAAGAAGUAGCCAAUCUUUUAGCCAGCAGAACGCUGCGGCUUCGUAAUACAACUUUAAGUCCGGCAGGGCAAAGACCCCUCUUUGUUUUGCAUCAGUUAGUAUCUUAAACUUAAUUCUGGGCUUUUUGCCCUGCCAGACAAACUUCGAAAUGUCUCUCUGCCACUUCUGAAAGCACUCCAUUUUGUCCAAAACCUGAAGUGUUUGAAAUAAAAACAACAUUCUUGGCAAUACAUUCAUCUUAAUCGCAGCAAUUCGGCCUAACAAAGAAAGUUUCAAUUUUGACCAACUGUCUAAGUCUCUCUUAAUUUCUGUCCAACAUUUUUCAUAGUUAUCCUUAAAUAGACUUAGAUUUUUGCUGUUAUGUUUACCCCUAGGUAUUUUACUUUUUAACCACAUUAAGUUCCGUCUCAGUCGGAAACCGUUCUGACUCUGUCUCAGUCACAGAGUUUCCCCAAACCUUGGUUUGCGGGUUAUUUAAUUUAAAUCCCGCCACCCGACCAAAGUCAUUAAUCAAUUGUAAUACUCUUUUCGUACUAGGCUCUGGCUUCUGCAAGGUCAAAACCAGGUCAUCUGCAAAAGCUUUUAGUUUAUAUUGUUUCUGACCAACCUGAAUUCCUUCCACUUUAAAGUUGUGUUUUAAUCUUGUUUUUAAGUUGUAUCUUAAUCAAUUGUUUUAUAUCUGGUGUUAGCCGCCCUGAGCCUGGUCUUGGCUGGGGAGGCCGGGGUAUAAAUAAUGAUGAUGAUGAUAAUAAUAAUAAUAAUAAUAAUAAUAAUAGAAGUCUUUCCACCUUUUGCCCCCAGAUAUUGGUCUCUCGGCAACCCCAGCUACUCAGAGCAUGAUGGAGCGCUGGAGAAAGACUGCACAUCCAUCGUGCCGUCAUCUGGCGGAUAUAACUGGAAUGACGACUACUGCCACAAACUACAUAAAUGGGUGUGUAAGGAGAACAUAGACAUUGAAGAACCAUAAAGUUGGGGAAAACUGGGCCAAUACCUUACUGAAGGCAGAAUGGUUUUCAUUCCAUUUUUCAACUCCAGGAGAAGUCUGCUUAGCCACAGAACGAACAGAAACAUCCAAUUCCACCCAAGCCUUGUUCUUUGUGCUCCGUGAAACAAAGAGAGUUUGAGAGGUUGUUUGCUAUUAUCAAUUGGUUAGAGAGAUUUGUGUCCCAGGUGAUGGGUGCCUAGGAAGAGUUGCCAUUUUCCUUCAGGGCAGAGUUGAUAACGGCUGUUGUCUUAUCAAGGCAGAUCCUUGGGAUGGGAAUAGCUACCUUUGGCAGAGCUCUUAAAGGAAGGAAACUCAUGUCCUGAAUUAAAGAUGGCAGCUCUGUUGUGGUUAGCAAACAGGCCUUUUCAUUUCUUUCAUCGCGCCCGCCAGUCAUCUCUUCCAAGAGAGGGGAGGACGUGAAAUAGCCAAAUUACAGCCUUCUGACAACUGCAGGAUAGCCUGCACCCAGAACCCAUUCACCGUACCUCCUGCCACUGUUCCUGAAGAGGCAUCAACGGGUUUAGAAAGGAAAGUGCAAGGGGGAGAGUCUGUUCUGAUUGUGACUUCCCUGAUGCAUGCAUUAAAAGGAAGAAAGAAAAAAAGAUUUAAGACACUCAAAAAAGUGCCCCAUUAAUAAAACAGCAGAUAGCA
Messenger RNA from Podarcis lilfordi (Lilford's wall lizard), 20425 nucleotides. The record is from the annotation of a GenBank genome assembly. NCBI's taxonomy places the organism in Eukaryota, Metazoa, Chordata, Lepidosauria, Squamata, Lacertidae.